CAAAAAUUCAAAGACGACAAGCUCUUAACAGAUUAGAACACAGUUGAAGAAAAGUCAAAGCUUCAGAAGGCCACAACAAUGGCUUCCAAAUUCUCCAUGGAAGACACCAUACAAAGAAUAGUAAACGACCUCGAAAUGACUCAAACUUCGAUUUCAGAAUCAACCCUAAUUGACCUACAAACCCUAUUAGAUCACACUCUCAAAACCAAAGACCCAUUAGAUAUUGAAGAUUUUUACGAUGAAUUAUCUUCAAGAAAAAUCUCACCCACUUCAUUAAUCAACUCAAUUUCUUCAACCAUGGACUCAGCACCUCUAAAUACUUCACUUUUAGCUUCAAAAGUUUACUUAUCUCUACUUCUCACCCCUAAUUCCCCCGUUUUCACACUCUUCACUCCCAUGGCUUUUCUCUCGCUGCUUCGUUCAAUUCGUAAGGGUUUUAAGCCACCCUCUUCGAUUUCCUCAAAUGGGUCGGGCUCGAAUAGUCAAGGGAAGAAGAAGAAAGGGAGGUCCCGGUCCGGUCCGGGUCGAAAAGGAGGAGGGAGAAAUGGUGAGGAUAGUGAAUAUGAGAGUGAGUUUGAUGUUAGGGUUUUGUUCAUUGUGCUUGAGAGGUUGAUAUUGGUGUUAGGUUUGGUGCAUUUGGGUAGGUUUCCGGAUUGUUUGAGGAGUUUGGUACAAACUAUGGCUGAAAUUGCAGUUACAGCAGUUGACUUAUGUGGGGGUUAUUAUGGGAGAUUUUGUGAUAUAUGCAAUCAGAUUAUGAGUGAAGUGCUAAAAAAUGAACAUGGGGAUCAAAAGAAUUCAGCUGUUGAGGUAUUAAAGUCAGUAACACCUUUGAUUUUAUUGGUUAAAUCACCAGCAAAGACUUUAGCUUUGGAAUUUGUGGUGAAUAGAAUGAUCAUGGGGUUGGCGAAAGAAUCCGAUGAUAUAAAAGAAGCAGUUCUGAAUUUGCCAAGGUACAUUGUGCAAAAGGCACCCGAAAAGGCUGAGGCAAGGGCUGCAGCUGUUGAAGCCAUUGUGGAAAUGGUUAAAGUUAUAGACUUUGAGGAUCAAGACAGGUUUGCUAGUUAUGUAGUGAAGAUGAGCCAAGGGAAACCACAGCUGAGGUUAUUAGCUGUGGACCUUAUUCCAGCUUUAAUGAUGUCGUUAAAUGAUCCGUUCGGGUGGGAUUUGGAUGUUGAGGUUGAGAAUCCUUGGGGUUUGAGUUGUUUGGAGGCGUUGAUUCAGCGUUGCUCUGAUGUAACUGCUGGAACAAGGGCUCGGGCUUUGACGAAUUUGGCUCAACUGGUUGGGUUCUUUUCGGGGAAUGAUAAGGGAAGAGCAUUGUUGAAGAAGUUUCUGGGGUUUGACUCAGUUGGAAACGAAAUGCCCGAAAGUUUAAUGAAUGGUAUUUUGAAGAAACGGUGUAUGGACGAGAAGGCUGCAGUCAGAAAGGCUGCUCUUCUUGUAAUAUCUAAGUUGACAUCCUUUUCGGACAGUGCUCCAGAUGAAGAUUUUCUUAAGACAUUGGGCAUGUCAUGUUCUGAUCCACUUGUUAGCAUAAGGAAAGCUGCAAUUUCAGCUCUUUCAGAGGCAUUUAGGAUAUUCACAGAAAGAAAUGUAGUUAAGGAGUGGCUACAUUCCAUUCCUCGUCUAAUAGCUGAUAAUGAAUCUAGCAUACAAGAAGAGUGCGAGAAUCUGUUCCUAGAAUUGGUUCUUGAUCGGAUUUCUAGAGUUGGAUCCAGCAAUUCCGUGAAGCAUGCAUCUGACAGUAGUUCAAAUGGCAAGGCAGCAACUAUAGAGAUGGAAAAGGAGUUGUUGUAUCCUCAAGGAGUCCUAGGUAUAUUGAGAGAGAUAUGCGAUGGAGAGGUGACACCAUGGGUGAAGAAGAUCUGCACAAGUUUAGGAAAGAAGAAAAAACUCAAACCUAAGAUUGUAAUUACACUUCAAAAGAUCAUAAGGUCAUCUGAAUCUCUGUGGUUGAGCAAUUCCAUGCCAAUAGAUAAGUGGACAGCUCCUCCAGGUGCUUGGUUUCUACUCUCAGAGGUGUCAGCAUACCUUUCCCGAGCUACGGAUUGGGAAUUCCUCCAUCAUCAUUGGCAGAUCCUUGACAAGUAUAAAGCCACUGGUGAUCAUGAUAGCGAGGAAGGGCUAAAUACAACAUCAAACACUUUUUCAUGGGCUGCAGAUCGUGUAUAUCUUUUGCAAACAAUCGCUAAUGUUUCGUUGGAUCUGCCUCCUGAGCCUGCGGCAGAUCUGGCUCAUAACCUUCUUCAACGUCUAGAGGAGUUUAACAUGCAUCCGACAGAGGUUAGUGCUCACCUGAACGCACUCAAAACUUUGUGCAAGAGGAAGGCUCUUAACCCUCAAGAGGCUGAUUGCCUUGUUAUGAAAUGGGUAAAUCAGCUAUUAUCCAAAGCUUCUAGAAUUCUUGAUGCGUACAUGUCAAAGAGUAUGGAAGAACAGGGAAAUGAUAUCUUUCUCACACCAUUUGGGGGUACGACUGGCAAGGGAAAAAGAACAGUGGCAUCACACUCUAAAACACUACAACAAACAAUGACUGCAGUUCAUACUAUUGGAUCUUUAGUUAUUAUUUGUCCUUCAGCUAAUGUAUCAACCGUUGUUCCCAUUUUACACACGAUCAUUACUUCCGGUACCAGUAGCACUAGACCUAAGAAACCAGCAGAGCCUUCCAUUUCCAUAAAGCAGACUGCUCCUUCCUUAUAUGUUCAAGCUUGGCUAACCAUGGCCAAGAUCUGCCUCGCUGAUGGAAAACUUGCAAAGCGCUAUAUUCCUCUGUUUGUCCAGGAGCUUGAAAAGGGUGAUUGUGCUGCCCUCCGCAACAACAUAGUUGUAGUCAUGGCAGAUUUCUGGGUACGGUACACUGCUCUAGUUGACUGUUACCUACCAAAGAUCACCAAAAGUCUACGUGAUUCAUCUGAAGUUGUUAGAAGGCAGACAUUUAUACUUCUAUCCAGACUUUGCCAGAGAGACUAUGUCAAGGUGAAAGGAGUACUUUUCUUUCGGUUCCUGUUAUCUCUUGUUGAUGAAUCAGAGAAGAUAAGACAAUUGGCUGAUUAUCUAUUUGGAAAUAUAUUAAAAGGUAAAGAACCACUUUUAGCCUAUAAUAGUUUUGUAGAAGCCAUGUUUGUGCUGAAUGACUGCAACCCUCAUACCGGAUGUAGCAAUCCUCAGAAUUCACGAAAUGAAACACGGCUUUUUUCUAUACGAGGAAAUGAUGAGAAGUCGAGGUCUUCAAGAAUGCACAUUUAUGUGACAUUGUUAAAACAAAUGGCUCCAGCACACGUACUAGCCACAUUUGCCAAAAUAUGUGCCGAGAUCCUUGCUGCUGCAUCUGAUGGUUUGCUUAGUAUUGACGAUGUGACUGGACAGUCUGUUUUGCAGGACGCUUUCCAAGUUCUUUCUAGUAAGGAGAUACGAAUUUCCUCUAGCCGCGGGUCAACCUCAGAAUCAGCGGACGUGGAAGAAGAAGGGGCAGAUGGAGGAGCAUCCUCAGCAGCAAACGGAAAAGCAAUAACACAAGCAGUCAAGAAAAGCUUAAUCCAGAAUACAAUCCCCAUCUUUAUAGAGUUAAAACGUCUACUCGAGAGCAAAAACAGUCCUCUUACUGGUUCUCUCAUGGAAUGCCUUAGGAACCUUCUCAAGGAUUACAAGAAUGAGAUUGAUGACAUGUUGGUUGCUGAUAAACAACUCCAGAAAGAGCUCAUUUACGACAUGCAAAGAUAUGAAACAAUGAAGGCAAAAUCAGCUGCUGCCGAAGCAGUUGCAACCAUGCAAAGAUCAGAGCUUUAUCGCUCGCCAAGUAAUCCUAAAGCAAAUUCAAGCUUCAGAAACAAGAAAUCUGAUGAGGGAAAUACAAAAAUAGCUUCAGCCGUGGCAGAUGCAGUGGCGGCUGUCGCAGCUCGGUCAGUGCUCAGGGAAGUGAAUAAAGGAACAUUAACUCCUCCACUUAGUGCAAUGAAGACACCUAGGCUCAAGUCUAACUCAGGUGGAACAUUUAGUAGAAGAGACAUGCCUGCUGAAGUGAUUGAGUCUUUAAGGAGAAGGCCAACUUUUGAUUCUGAUGAAGAAAACUGAUUUCUCAUUCCAUAUACAUUAAUGGAAAUUAGUAGCUCAAAUCCUUUUGCAAUGUAACUGUAGCUAACUUUUUGCCUUUCUUUUCCAAGAGGAAGAAGGCAUUGUAAAUAGUUUUGUAGCUCAGUAUAUGAUGCUGAAACAGUCCUUAUUAACAAAAAAACAUCUCCACGGCUAAAAUGGUCAUAUGGUAUUUCUUUUCUUGA
Nicotiana tabacum (common tobacco) is the source of this 4277-nucleotide messenger RNA. RefSeq names its product condensin-2 complex subunit CAP-D3-like. The record is from RefSeq and is a predicted model, not a curated record. Gene Ontology annotation, biological process: mitotic chromosome condensation; meiotic chromosome condensation. Gene Ontology annotation, cellular component: condensin complex; condensed chromosome, centromeric region. Gene Ontology annotation, molecular function: histone binding. NCBI's taxonomy places the organism in Eukaryota, Viridiplantae, Streptophyta, Magnoliopsida, Solanales, Solanaceae.